CCGUGCUGCUGCAGCGGCUCUCUUCCUAUCCGAGUGCACACCAAGGCUGCUGGAGUGAACCACACGUGUGACUGAGCUACGGGGAAAAAUCAGGUUCAACUAAUUAUCAUCGUGUUUCAGCGAAACACAUCGCAGCCAUGGUGAAACUCGCGAAGGCCGCGAAAAAACAAGCGCAGCCAAAGAAAAAGGCUCCUCCACCACCCAAGGAGGUCGAAGAAUCCAGUGAGGAGGACAGUGAUGAAGAAGUAGCAGUGGUUCCUCCACCUAAAGCUGCAGCCAAGAAGAAUGCAGCUCCAGUCAAGGCAGUGAAAAAUGGAAAAGCCCCGGCCAAGCAAGAAAGUGAAGAUGACGAUGAAGAGGAAUCAGAGGAAGAAGCUCCUCCAGCUAAAGUGGCGAAGGCUCCAGCUGCAAAAGCAGCCACUGCCAAGAAAGCAGCAGCAGCAGCUGAGGAGUCGGACGAUGAGGAUGAGGACGAUGAUGAAGAAUCUGAGGAGGAGCCACCCAAAAAGGCUACCCCUGCUAAAUCAGCUAAGGCAACACCUGUGAAGGCCAAGGCAGCUCCUGCAAAGAAAGAGGAGUCUGAGGAUGAUGAUGACGAUGAUGAUGAUGAAUCAGAAGAGGAGGAAGCACCGCCCCCUAAAAAAGCUACCCCUGCUAAACCUGCAGCUAAAGCAACCCCUGCUAAACCCGCCGCUAAAGCUACCCCUGCUAAACCCGCCGCUAAAGCAGCUCCAGCUAAAGAGGAGUCUGAGGAGGAGGAUGAUUCAGAAGAAGAGGAGGAGGAAAUGGACACAACACCUGCACCAACUAAAAAAGCAGCAGUGAAAAAUGCCAAGGAAGAAUCUGAGGAGGAAGAUGAAGACGAUGAGGAGGAGGAGGAUGACGAUGAUGAAGAGGAUGAUGAUGAAGAGGAUGAAGCUUCUCCGGUAACACCAGGAAAGAGGAAGGCAGAAGACAAGAAGGAUAAAGGAACACCACCCUCUAAAAAAGCCAAAUCCGAUGGAGAAUCUUUCAGUUUGUUUAUUGGUAACCUGAAUGCUGAUAAAAGUUUUGAAGAAAUUAAAGAAGGCAUCGGAAAAUUCUUUAAGAAGGAGGGUCUUGUGAUUCAGGAUGUCCGUGUUGGAGGUUCCAAGAAGUUUGGUUAUGUUGACUUUGCCACAGAAGAGGAGUUUCAGCAAGCCAUCGGUCUUAAUGGGAAAAAGUGUAUGGGUCUGCCGAUCAAACUGGACAGAGCAAGAAGUAAAGAGGACUCUCAGGAAAGCAAAAAGGAGAGAGAUGCCCGAACGCUGUUUGUGAAAAAUCUGCCAUAUUCUAUCACCUCGGAUGAGCUGAAGGAGAUUUUUGAUCAAGCUCUGGAUAUCAGGAUACCUGUCGGCCACACCGGCACUAGCAGAGGAAUCGCAUAUAUUGAAUUCAAGACCGAAGCAAUCGCUGAGAAAAUGCUGGAGGAGACACAGGGUUCAGAUGUUCAGGGCCGAUCCAUCAUGGUGGACUUCACAGGUGCCAAAAGCCGACAGAGUGGCAAAGGACCAGCUUCAGCUCCUGCAAACAAGGUUCUGGUUGUAAAUAAUCUGGCAUUCAGUGCUACAGAGGAUUCUCUGCAGAGUGUGUUUGAGAAAGCAGUCUCUAUCAGAAUACCACAGAAUAACGGCCGGCCGAAAGGGUAUGCCUUUGUUGAGUUCGAAAACACAGAUGAUGCCAAGGAGGCGAUGGAUUCAUGCAACAACACAGAUAUUGAUGGCAGGAGCAUCAGACUGGAGUUCAGCCAGAGUAGAGGAGAGGGAGGUGGACGAGGAGGAUCAGGACCCACAAAAACUCUGUUCGUCAAAGGCCUGUCAGAUGACACAACAGACCACACUCUGAGGGAUGCAUUUGAGGGUGCUGUCGCUGCCAGAAUCGCCACAGAUAAAGAUACAGGAUCCAGUAAAGGGUAUGGUUUUGUUGACUUCGACAGCGAGGAAGAUUGCAAAGCUGCAAAGGAAGCAAUGGACGAUGCAGAGAUCGAUGGAAACAGAGUGACUCUGGACUAUGCCAAGCCCAAAGGAGAAGGAGGACGAGGUGGUGGACGAGGAGGUUUUGGUGGUGGUUUUGGAGGAGGAUUCGGAGGAGGAUUCGGCGGUGGCAGGGGAGGACGUGGAGGAUUUGGCGGUAGAGGAGGAGGAGGAAGGGGGGGUGGAUUUAGAGGUGGAAGAGGUGGUGGAGGACACCGUGGUGGAGGAAGAGGAGGCUUCAGAGGUGGCCGAGGUGGUGGUGGUGGAGGCGGAGCAAAACCUCAAGGAAAGAAGAUCAAAUUUGACGAUUAAAAACUACUUUUUUUUUUUUUUUUUAAUAUUUCCAAAUAAAUGGACUAUUUCUGCUUGAAUGGUCUUUUGGACAUUCCAGUGUCUGUCCAUCUGCCACUUCUUGCAUUCUCAAAUGUUCAUCUGCACGCAUCUUCAUGUUUUCCCCAGUUUUGUGGGAGAAAAGUUGAAUGUGAAUGUUCUUUUUCUAAUUUGUUGUUUUUCCAUUUUUACUGGUUUUGUUAAAUAACCUUAUUUUUUUGCCCCUCCCUUUUUUUUCUUUUUCUUUUUUUUUUUUUUUUUUAAGUUUGCUUUAGGUGCGUGUUUUACCAUAAACUGUACAAAGCAUAUUAUAAGAGGAACGAUUAAACAUGCCCAAAAUGUGGUUGGGCUUUUUGAAAUCUAGUUAACUUGUGUACUGUCUUAAGUCUGUGUGCGUGUGUGUAGUUGCUUUGAUCAGAAAUGCCUCGAAGGUGUGUAGAGAUCAGUGUGUGGAUUAUAUCUAACUACUUCAACAAAUUUUUUACUUGUUGAAAAUUUUAAAUAAACUAAAUGAUUUGUAAAA
Silurus meridionalis is the source of this 2844-nucleotide messenger RNA. It is a transcript of the gene nucleolin, whose product is annotated as nucleolin. NCBI's taxonomy places the organism in Eukaryota, Metazoa, Chordata, Actinopteri, Siluriformes, Siluridae. The coding region runs from base 138 to 2303 and encodes 721 amino acids. Gene Ontology annotation, molecular function: mRNA binding. The record is from RefSeq and is a predicted model, not a curated record. Gene Ontology annotation, cellular component: cytoplasm; ribonucleoprotein complex; nucleus. The transcript is spliced from 17 exons.